AAAAACAAUGGCUUUGACGGAUUAUAUAAAUUCAGCAAUAGACACUGUAUACUCAGUAGCAUACGCUGACGAAGGUGAGGAAGACAAGGAGCCAGAGCAAGAAGAGCAAGAAGAGAAAGAAGAAGGCGGUGAAGAAGAAGAAGAGGAAGAGGAAGAAGAAGACGAGCCAGAAGAUAUUUACCCAGCUAUCCGUGAAGAAUGUGAGAACUCAUCACACAUUGCUCAUCUCAAGCACCAUUUCGAGCAUUGCAAUGAGAAAGUUGAAGCAGGCGAAGGAUUCCAAGGCGAGACAUGUGCAGAGGAAAUACACAGCUUCUUGCACGCAGUAGAUGACUGCUCAGCUCCAAAGCUUUUCACAAAAUUAGUUUGAAAAUACUAGAAUAAAUAAUUUACAUAUUACUUUCUAC
Molecule: messenger RNA, 407 nt
Organism: Wallemia mellicola CBS 633.66
Lineage: Eukaryota; Fungi; Basidiomycota; Wallemiomycetes; Wallemiales; Wallemiaceae
Product: Non-heme 11 kDa protein of cytochrome bc1 complex
Exons: 4
Coding region: 8-370 (120 amino acids)
Biological process (GO): mitochondrial electron transport, ubiquinol to cytochrome c
Source: RefSeq, a predicted model, not a curated record